AAUUAUUCUAGAUUAUUGUUUAGAUUAAAUAAAAUUUAAUUUAUAAGAUAAAAGUGAAAAUUAUGAAAAUGUGUAAAUUAUAAAGCAUAUUGAAUUAGUAAAAUAAAAACAAUAAUUGGUCUAUUGAAUUUUUAUUUUUAUUUUGAAAAAAUUCAGUAAAAUAUAUGUCUUUAUUUGUAUAGUAUUGGUCCUGCCGUGUUUGUGUUUAGGGAGUAUAAUAUGAGAUUGCACCCUAGUGGUAAAAUGCUAUUGAGUGCUAACGCCGUUGUUUUUUUAGAAGGUUAAGUAAAAGUGCUCGGAAUAAGUUUUAUUUAAUAAUUUUUUGUUUAAAUUAUCGAUUUCUAAUAUUUAACUUUUGAUUUAACACUUUCUCAUCCGACACAGUUGAGUAACCAUAACACUUUUGUACAACGUUCCACAAUUGAUCCUGAGAAUAAGUCACAAUUGAUUCAAAACAAAUAGUUUGAAUAAGAUUUUAAAGAUGAAAGCAUCGCAAAGCGUUUUGCUCAUUGCGUUUUUGUUCUUCUCACAGUCUCUCGUACACACCUUCAAACAUGACAACUAUGUCGUUGAUACUGCCUUUCUUCAAGAUAACGUGUUGGAUGAGGCUAAUGAAUUUAGUGAAUUAUUCUUGUCAGAGCUUGAGGUGUUUAACAACAACGUACUUGAAAAGUUGGCAGAUCGUCUUCUCACCAUCCUCAAUAAAAGAGGCGUUGACAUGAACUCGCCAGCCAACGUAAAGAAUCUUUUCAAUUUUCUCCAAAAUGCUGAUUUGGUUGACGAUGAAGAAGAAGAAAAGCCAAAGUCUUUCAAGCAGAAGCUAUGGAUGGGUCUUAAGAAGGCAGCCAAAGGGAUAGGAAAACAAGCUCUGGUUCACGCAACAAAGGUGUUAGUGGGAUAUGGAGUUAAAGAAGGAAUGCCGGAACUUGAAAAUAUUGUCAAAAAUUCACUCACGGCACUGCCUGUGAAACUCAAAGUUGCCAUAGCCCCGAUAGUCUACACCUUGUUCAAAAACUUGUUCAGAAAGGCCAAAGUUAGCCCUCCGCCGGGCUUCAACCUAAACGAGAUUAUACUCCACGGACUCAACGAACAUGAUAGAAAAAUUGCUCUGAAAUAUAUGACCAAUGGUAUUAAGAAGCUUUAACCCAAACACGCCGAUUUAACCUCUUUACUCUGAUUUAACCUCUUUACUCUGAUUUAACAGUAUAAAAAGGUAUUUAAUCACUUUUAGAAGGAUAGAUGAAAUGCCCGUGAUUUAACCCAAAACAAGGAUUUAACCAAAUUAACAUGAUUU
Theileria parva strain Muguga is the source of this 1294-nucleotide messenger RNA. RefSeq lists its product as uncharacterized. Lineage: Eukaryota; Apicomplexa; Aconoidasida; Piroplasmida; Theileriidae. The coding region runs from base 482 to 1144 and encodes 220 amino acids. The transcript is spliced from 3 exons. The record is from RefSeq and is a predicted model, not a curated record.